AUGUCCAUCUUCCCCUACGUCUACUACAUGAUCCUGUCCUUCAAGAUCACCUCUGACACCCGCCAAAUUGCUGUCUACGCCGGAUUGGUCACCUCCGCAUUUGCCUUCGCAGAGUUCUUAUCAGGUGUCGCCUGGGGUCGGAUCAGCGACAGGGUGGGAAGGAAGCCGGUGCUUCUUGCUGGACUGGCAGGAACGGCGCUCAGUAUGCUGGUAUUCGGGUUUGCUCCAAAUCUACCAGUUGCGCUAGUAGGGCGAGCCCUGGGAGGAUUGCUCAAUGGGAAUAUGGGAGUUCUCCAAACUACAGUUGCCGAGAUUGUCACGGUCAAGGAGCAUCAAUCUCAAGCCUACGCUAUCAUGCCAUUCGUCUGGAGUCUUGGGUCACUUCUAGGUCCUGCGCUUGGCGGAGCUUUGGCCCAACCUUGCGAAUCCUUCCCUACAUUCUUCGCCCGAGGCACGCUCUUUGACCAAUUCCCAUUCUUACUACCCAACCUUGUCUGCGCUGUCAUCCUUGCUUUUGGGGUCUUGGUCGGCGUACUUUUCUUGGAAGAAACCCAUGAGGAGCUGAAAGGUCGCCGAGAUUUCGGUAUUGAAGCUGGGAGGUGGCUCCUGGGCCAUUUCCAGACCAGACCAGCAGAUCAGAUCAUCGUGGACAAAGCUGGCGAGGCUAAUCUUCAGGAACAAUCCGCACUUCUAGAAGACGAAGAGCCCCCCGGAUACAGAACGAUUGAAGGCUCACCUUGCCAACCCUCAACCCCUUCUCUUUCUCCAAAGGCUCUGCCCGCGGAUGCAAAAACGAAAGGCAAAAGACGAGUGAAGAACAAGCCGCGAGGAGUCAGGAAAGCCUUCACAAAGCAGCUAAUGCCAGUAUUCCUGAGCGAGCCGAUCUCGACAGAGCCAAUAUCCCUGCCAUUCCGUUUCACUGGUGGUUUCGGCCUUUCGUCACAGACAAUAGGCUUGAUGCUAUCUGUGCAAGGUGUUUAUUCAAUGGUCGCUCAGCUCUAUCUGUUCCCGUUCGCUUCACGCCACUUUGGCUCCCUGAAGUUGUUUCGCUGUGUCUUAAUGACAUGGCCGUUACUAUACCUUCUGGUGCCAUACCUGGUCAUUCUACCACAAGGACUUCAGAUGCCGGGAGUCUACCUAUGCCUCCUCUGGAAGAUAACAGCUCAAUGCUUUGCCUUUCCGUCGAACCAAAUCCUUCUCACGAACUCAGCCCCUUCUUCGCUAGUUCUAGGGGUAAUCAAUGGCGUUGCAGCAUCCUCUGCCAGUCUGGCCCGGGCUUUCGGUCCAACGGUGACAGGUCUGAUCCACUCUUGGGGUCUAAAAAUUGGCUUCACCGGCGUAGCCUGGUGGGCAUGUGGUGUUGUCUGCAUUCUAGGAGCGCUGGAAAGCCUCUGGAUUGAAGCAGUGGACGGUCGAAUGGACCAUGAAGAUGAAGAGCGUCUUGCAGAUGAAGCUUUGAUCGAUGCCCUUGCCAUCGAUGCCGCCAUCAACGCCGCUGAGGAUCUUCAGCAAUUCGAAGAGGGUGGUGUACAGAUACCCAAAUCAGAGUCGACGCUCAACUUCCUCUAG
Molecule: messenger RNA, 1569 nt
Organism: Letharia lupina
Lineage: Eukaryota; Fungi; Ascomycota; Lecanoromycetes; Lecanorales; Parmeliaceae
Exons: 5
Coding region: 1-1569 (522 amino acids)
Biological process (GO): transmembrane transport
Molecular function (GO): transmembrane transporter activity
Source: RefSeq, a predicted model, not a curated record